Rotaria sp. Silwood1 is the source of this 504-nucleotide messenger RNA. NCBI's taxonomy places the organism in Eukaryota, Metazoa, Rotifera, Eurotatoria, Philodinida, Philodinidae. The record is from the annotation of a GenBank genome assembly.
AUGGGAACAGUCGAUGUAACUUAUCCAGGUGCUCCAUUUUUUCUUUAUUUUAAUCCAGAUCUGCUCAAAGCUCAACUUGCACCUGUUUUUAUAUAUACUGAAAGUACACAUUGGAAACUUCCUUUUGCUCCUCAUGAUCUUGGAGCUUAUCCACAAGAAAAUGGACAAGUAUACGGAGGAGCGGAAGAUUCCGAAGAAAAUCAAAUGCCUGUUGAAGAAUAUGGCAACAUGAUUAUUCUCACUGUUGCCAUUUAUAAUCGAGUAGUUUACGCAAAAGUCGAUUGGACCGUAUGGACUACUUGUCUUGCUGAAACAAAAGAAGAUUUUCAAGCUCUUGUUAAUCCACUCUAUGAUUUUCUGAAUGUUUCAGAAAGUAGAGUACCUUUUACCGAUUUAUAUGAUACAAAAAUAGGCCGACAAGUUCCAUUCAAAGCACGUAGUGUUGUUGUUGGUGUCUAUUUACCACUGUUAAUGCCAUGUUCAUCCUCUGAUAUACAUACGUGA